Messenger RNA from Salvia miltiorrhiza (redroot sage), 2074 nucleotides. RefSeq names its product protein NRT1/ PTR FAMILY 5.5-like. The transcript is spliced from 6 exons. The coding region runs from base 583 to 1950 and encodes 455 amino acids. Lineage: Eukaryota; Viridiplantae; Streptophyta; Magnoliopsida; Lamiales; Lamiaceae. The record is from RefSeq and is a predicted model, not a curated record.
GUUGUUUCCCUCAUCUCUAUAUUGACCAAUAACUGAGCAGCAGAACACAGUCAACAAUGUGAACAUAUUUUUUUUUUAAUAUUUUAAGAAAAAACAAAUCGAAAAAUCAGGGCUUGAGCUGGUUCAUAAUGACCAUCAUAUUGUUUUGUUUCAUUCUCUCAUUUCCUUCGGAUUUCCCUUCGGUUUUACCUGGUUUGUCCCAAGUCAAACAGCAGCCAGUUGACUUCGUAAUGUCGUGGUGGUUGCGGUGAGUUCAAACGGCAUGCAUUUGUCAAAUUUAUAAAAGGUGAGUUCUUUAAGCUCUUAGGAAAUGCUACCUCGUACAUCAUAAAUCAAGAAAGAGAAGAUAAUUUGUUCCUCACUCUCUCUACCCCUUUUGUGUGUGAGAUAUAUAUAUAUAUAUAUAUAUAUAGAGAGAGAGAGAGAGAGAGAGAUGAAGCUAGAUUAGUAUGCCUUGAUUUAGAAAGGCUGAUUCGGCUUUGUGGAAUACUGGGUUUUCACAGAGAUUGUCUGCGUCACAAAUAUCCAAAAGUUCUGUACGAAUUUCUGAAGGGUAGAGGAGAUUGAGAGUCGAUCCCAAUUAUGAAGAGCGCCGUCAGAAUUUCUGCAUUGCUGUGGGCUGACAUAUUAGUCCUCUACGCCUUGUUUGAGAUGCAAGAUUAUCUCACCGAAGUUUGGGGGCUAAGUUUCACUCAUGCUGCCGGAAUCCUCAACAUUUGGAAUGGAAUCUCUUUGGUUCUCCAACCCCUCUUCCUCUUCGCCGUCGGCACUUUUCUCGGAAACUUCGGCAUGCUCGUAAUCUCCAGCUCAUCCUACACUCUGGGCAUCUGGUUUUUGUUCAUGUCAGCUCCGCCGGUUCUUGCCGGUUCAACCGGCACGUGCAAGGAUUACGAGCAGGAAUGCAUCGGCACCACGCAGAAGGCUCUCUUCUACACGGGCAUGGUGCUGAUCACCAUCGGAGUCGCCGGCAACAACGUCUCGGUGUAUUCAUUUCUCAAACAGCAACCAGAAAACAAGAGUAGUGGUGCGAUCAUAGGCUGUUUGAGGAUACCAGGUAUGAUGAUGGUGGCUAUUGUAGGCUUGGCUGGAGCCAUCGCGCUCCCAUACAUAAAGCCAUGGACCUACCGGUUCGGAAUCCCGGCGGUCUGCACUACUAUUGCGAAUAUAUCCUUCCUAACCGGUUUAUGUUUCUGCAAAUACGAACUCCCCGGUCCGGACCGGGACCGGAUAGCCAACCUGGGCCGGAUGUUUUCUCUCCGCAUGUUUCCUAUGUGGGUGACGUUUGUGAUCUGUGGGGUCGUGUCCUCGACCGGGAACACCUACUUCGUGGAGCAGGCGAAGCACCUGGACCGGCACUUGGGGACGUGGGAGGUUCCAACUCAGGUACUUCUCCUGGCUCAGACCUGGCUAGGCAUGCUGCUGGCUGCUGUGGCCGGGGUGAUUUUCAAGGGGUGGGGGAUUUUAACGGCUAAGGCGUUCGGGGUGUUGUGUUGUGUGGCUGCAGCGGAGAUGGAGAGGAAGAGGCUCGGCGUGGUGAGGAGCCGCGGACUGGUGGAUAAACCGGAUGAGGAUGUUCCGAUGAGCGUGUAUUGGUUGCUCUUCCAAUUCGUGUUGCUCGGGGGUGUUGAGAAGUUGUUGGAGAAGAGCGUGGCGGAGUUCGACGAGGAUGGAAUAAGUAUCGGUGCGGACGGGAAGCCGGAGGAUGAGUUGAAGGCGCGGUGCAUUGAGAUAUUUAGCAAAGGGGUGUCGGGGCUGGGGUUCAUGUGUGGGGUGCUUUUAGUUUUUGUUGUGGGGAAAUUAAGUGCGAGGGGGGAUAGACCCAACUGGUUUCAGUUCGACUUGAACCGGAGUCAUUUGGACCGGUAUUAUUGGGUGCUUGCGGUUUUGACCGGUGGGAGCUUUGUCUUGUUCGUUGUGGGGCGUUUGUGUUGUGUGUGUGUGAGGAGGUGAGCAAUUCAUAUCCCCUAUUGCUUAUAUGACUUAUGAGAUUUUUUGUUGUAUUUUUCUGCUAUGGCAGUGGACUCGGUGGUACUAAAAGAUUGUUGAAAUUGAUUCAUUUCACAUUUUUGUUAAA